This is a messenger RNA of Gastrolobium bilobum, 2435 nucleotides long. Its product is annotated as protein PSK SIMULATOR 1-like. The coding region runs from base 22 to 1932 and encodes 636 amino acids. Gene Ontology annotation, biological process: positive regulation of growth. The transcript is spliced from 12 exons. The record is from RefSeq and is a predicted model, not a curated record. NCBI's taxonomy places the organism in Eukaryota, Viridiplantae, Streptophyta, Magnoliopsida, Fabales, Fabaceae.
UAGUAGUAGUAGUAGUAGUAGAUGGCAGGGAGUUCAAAUUCGAAGAUUGAAUUGUUGGUGUGGUUAUCUCGAGUCAUGGGUGGUCUUUGUUCGAGGUCCGAGGAGGAGGAAGAUGACCGGAUGUUUGUCAACGCCGCUGAGAAACGUGGCGGCAACAACGGUGGUGAUUUCACGACGGCGCCUCAGGUACGAGGAAGAAUGGAGAGGAAUGUGGAAGUGGAAGAAGAACCUUCUGGAACCAGUACUGCUACUGCUACGAAUAGGAACGAAGAGUUCUACGAUGGAAUCCCAGUCUUUGGAAAUGAUUCUUGUCCCCACAAGUCUAGGUCUAAGGUCUCAGAGGUGAGUUCACGCCUGGGCAGAGCUGGUACUAUUGGGUUUGGGAAAGCAGUGGAGGUUUUGGACACUCUUGGGAGCAGCAUGACGAAUUUAAAUGCUGGCAGUGGAUUUGUUUCUGGAGCUGCUAUAAAGGGGAAUGAAAUUUCUAUAUUAGCUUUUGAGGUUGCAAACACAAUUGUCAAAGGUUUUAAUCUUCUGCAAUCUCUUUCCACGAAAAGCAUUAGGCAUUUAAAAGAAGAGGUGCUUCUUUCAAACGCUGUGCAAGAUUUAGUAUCAAAGGAAAUGGAUGAACUUCUCAGUAUUGUUGCUGCAGACAAGAGGAGGGAGUUGAAAGUUUUUUCUGACGAGGUGAUUCGUUUUGGAAAUCGUUCAAAGGAUCCUCAGUGGCACAACUUAGACCGUUACUUUGAGAAGAUUAACAGAGAAUUAAAUGCUCAAAGACUGUCAAGAGAUGAGGCAGAAUCAAUAAUGCAACAAUUGAUGACUUUGGUUCAGUUUACAGCUGAAUUGUACCAUGAAUUACAUGCUUUGGAUAGAUUUGAACAAGAUAUUCAGCAUAAGUGUGAAGAGGAGGAUCAAAGAGGUGAUAGCCUUGCGUUCCUGAGGGCGGAAAUUAAAACUCAAAGGAAGCAAAUUAAACAUUUAAAGAAAAAAUCACUCUGGUCUAGAAGUUUGGAGGAGGUUCUGGAGAAGCUUGUAGACAUUGUCCAUUUUUUGCAUUUGGAGAUAAGCAAUGCUUUUGGCAGUGCAGAUGGCCACAAACCAUUAAUUGGACAUACAAGCAAUCACCAAAGGUUGGGCCCUGCUGGCCUUGCUUUGCAUUAUGCCAAUAUAGUGCUACAAAUUGAUACACUUGUAGCCAGAUCCAGUUUUAUGCCUGCAAAUACAAGGGAUGCAUUAUAUCAAAGCUUGCCUCCUAAUAUUAUAUCAGCUCUGCGUUCCAAAUUACCUUCCUUUCAUGUUGAAGAAGAGCUAAUUGUAGCAGAUAUCAAAGAUGAGAUGGAGAAAACAUUACAUUGGUUGGUCCCGAUUGCCACAAACACAUCCAAAGCGCAUCAUGGUUUUGGAUGGGUAGGGGAGUGGGCAAACACUGGCUCUGAGCUGAAUAGGAAGACUUUCCAGUCUGGGGUCAUGCGGAUAGAGACAUUCCACCAUGCAGAUAAAGACAAAGUAGAAAAUUAUAUUCUUGAACUUCUCUUAUGGCUUCACCGCUUGGCCAUAAAAAAUAAGGCUGGCAGUGAUGCUGACAAAGUGAGGUCUGCCAUCAAGUGUCCUAUUGGCACUACCUUGCAAAAGACAAAUAAGCAAUCUGCAAAUGCCCAAUUACCAUUGUUGACAUUUGAUGAGCAAAACAUGCUUCAGGAUGCAAGUAAGAAAAAAAAUAUUAGAGGGAUCAGUAAAAGCUUGGACUUUGACAAUGCGAAGACUAGAUUGAGGGAGAACAGCAGACUGACCAAGAGUUACAGUCAUUCAUCAACUAAAAGCAAGGAAGUAUCUUUUAACAGGAUUUUGUCUAAGCUUCCUGUGAUUGAUUUUGAUAUUGACAAAGAAAGAGCACUGAACGUGAUCGACAGACUAGAUGUGAUCAGAUAAUUUGCAAGUUCUCUUGAUUGCCUUUGAAAUUAAUGGAAAGGAGUAAUAAUACAUGUGGGCAUAAGAGUGGGAUAUUCUUUCUGAAAGUGUUGAAUGCCAUAUUUUUGCACCACCUUUGGCACCCUGGAUUCCCUUAGCUUCAUUAGGUUGCUUUGUUUCGUUGAAGUUCCACAUGGUAUGUAGAUAUCAUCUUUGUAUGGGCACCCAGGUAAUUGCUGUGACUACAUAGGCAUUCAUGAUUGUAUCUAUGUGACUGCAGUGCCUACAUAGUGCUGUAGGGGUAGACUCUGGUUUCAUUCUCGAGAGUGUAUAUACUAUACGAGGAAAUGAGGAUAUAGUGCCCAUCGUUUUGCACAGCAUUUAUUUGUGGGUUUGGUUGCCCAUGCUCACUGCGGAAUCUAGAAACCUUUUCUGAAAUGUAGUUCCUUUUGUGAUAGAUUCUGGACCAUAUCAAUGUUAACGUAAAUUCCUUGAUUCACGUCGUGUAACGAUAAGAACUUGAU